This is a messenger RNA of Dermatophagoides farinae (American house dust mite), 1279 nucleotides long. RefSeq names its product Per1-like protein PGAP3 (gene PGAP3). Gene Ontology annotation, molecular function: hydrolase activity, acting on ester bonds. The record is from RefSeq and is a predicted model, not a curated record. Gene Ontology annotation, cellular component: endoplasmic reticulum membrane. NCBI's taxonomy places the organism in Eukaryota, Metazoa, Arthropoda, Arachnida, Sarcoptiformes, Pyroglyphidae. Gene Ontology annotation, biological process: GPI anchor biosynthetic process.
AUCAUCAUCAUUUUUAUUUAAUGAAUAAAUUAUUCGGAAUCCUAGUGCAAUGUCUCUAUAAUUUAAUCAUCUUAAAUCAUUCCAAAAGAUAGCCAUGAUCAAAUAUACAUGGAUCAUCAUUGUUGCAAUAUUUUUAUUUGAUUAUGCUCAAGCAUCGUUCGGUGAUCGAUUAAAAUUGUUUCAAUAUUUUUUCAUCAAUUGUUAUCGAAACAAUUGUUCAAAACCAAAUUCAUUGGCACAAUUCGAAUCAAGACAACCGGUUUAUCUGAAAUUAUUCGGAUGGGAUUGCCAAUCAGAAUGUCAAUUAGAAGCACAAUGGCAAACGAUUGAUCGAUUACAGAAUCAUGAAACGCCACAAUCUAUUCCACAAUUUUAUGGAAAAUGGACAUUUUAUCGAUUGUUCGGAAUUCAGGAACCAGCAUCGUUCAUUUUUUCCAUCGGUAAUUUGGCAACAAAUUUUUACUGUUGGCAAGAUUAUCGAAUAUUUGGCAAAUAUUCAAAUGAUCCAUUUUAUAAUUUAUGGCAAAUACAAGCAUUUAUCUCGAUGAAUGCUUGGUUUUGGUCAAUGGCAUUCCAUGCUCGUGAAACACCGUUAACCGAGAAAUUGGAUUACUUUUCUGCCUAUUUAAUUGUGAUCUAUUUAUUGUUUACAAUCACUGUCAAAAUGUUUGUCGAAGUGUUCAAAUUUAAUUCUAAAAUGAUUCAGAUUUCAUUAGCCAUGCUCAUCAGCUUCUACGUUUAUCAUUUGAUUCGAAUGUAUCAUCGAUUCGAUUAUGGUUACAAUAUGAAAAUCAAUGUUAUAACUGGCAUUGCAAGUACAAUUUUAUGGUUAGUCUGGUGUUUCAUCAAUCGCCAUCAUCGUACACAUGUUCGAAAAUGUUUUCUAAGUUUAUUAUUUGUUAACUUGUGCUUAACAUUGGAAUUGUUUGAUUUUGCUCCAAUUUUCUACACAUUCGAUGCUCAUUCCAUUUGGCAUUUGGCUACAACAUUUUUUCCAUUUUUCUGGUAUAGUUUUCUAAAAGAUGAGGCAAUUUUUUAUCUAGUCCAAACAUCAGAUGAUGAAACGAAACAGAAAUUACUUUGAUUUAAUUUUUAUUUUUGUUUUUUGGAACUAAAAAAAUAGAAUAAAUUUUAGAAUUGAAAAAUUUAAAUUGAAAUUUUCCUAUCCUCUAUGUACGGUCCAUUUGAAAAACGAGCGAGAAAAAUAAUAAAAAACGAGGAUUCUCUGUCUUGCGGGUAUCACGAUCGAUGGCCUGACUCAGAAUUUUCUACAAUUUCA